Messenger RNA from Rotaria sp. Silwood1, 1530 nucleotides. NCBI's taxonomy places the organism in Eukaryota, Metazoa, Rotifera, Eurotatoria, Philodinida, Philodinidae. The record is from the annotation of a GenBank genome assembly.
AUGACAAAGAAAACAGAUGAAAAUCCACAACAGUUGCAACAACGUAAAGAUCAGGUGAUUCAAGCACGAGAAAUGUUAAAAGCUAAAUUUCCAGAAGAACAUUUUCGUAUUACUGACCUCAGUGAUGCAAAAAGAGAACGUAUGGCUAUUAUUAAAUACUUACAUAAUUAUAUAACUGGAGAAUUGUAUGUUAAUAUUAUUAAGGAAAUUGCAAUUUAUACGGAUAAGCUACCAGGCAAGAACUACGAACUUCUAGAUGUUCCUGGUUUUGACUCCCCCAUUAAAGAACAUCGUGAUGCCGGCUUACAAGCUAUAAAAACAGCUGACGCUUUCCUUUUUCUUACCAACGGUCAACAACCAAGUCUAACUGAACCACAGAUCCGUCUUCUCCACGAAAUUCAACAAAAUCACUUUGAAGCAAUGCAACGUGCGUUCGGUAUCAUCACCAAACUUGACUUAUGUCAAACUCCAACAAUCUAUCAAGAACAUUAUGAUAAAGCUUCUACUGAACUCAUUGAUAAACAUUUUAAACCAGAACAUAUUUAUGCUGCCUGUCCACGGAUACAAAUUCUGGAUGAAAACUCCGAAGAAUUUCGUGUUAUUAAUCGUAAACUACAUAGUUUUGGUGGCGAUUUGGAACAGGGAUUUGAACGAAGUAAAGAUGGUCUCAAUAAAUUUAUUGAAUUUGAAUUACCGAAAACACAUUUGAAACAACUAGUUAAUUUGGGACGGAUGCGAUUGGUUCGACAUGUGUUGGAACGACUUGAUAAAAUCAAGCAAACUCAACUCUGGCCACAGAAUCUGGCUAUGACGUCAAUUGAUGAGUAUAUUAAACAACACAACACCGAGAAUUGGGACCAAGUUUACUAUGAAUAUAUCUUUCAACCUGCUUUUGCCAAAGCCAAUCACUGGCAUACUACUAUUGUUACUAAAGAACGUGCAAAAUUUGUUGAUAAUGUUAAAAAGAAAUUCCAUGACUCUUUUCUCGACCUUACCGACGAAUUUCUUAAAUACACACAUCCCAUUGAACAACUGAUGUUUGAAGCACAUGGUUACUCAAAACUUCAGUUGAAUUCACAUCCAACAGAUAACGAUGUACGCGAAAGACUAAGUAUUGAACUGGAGAAAAUUGUUGGCCAAACAUCAAAUAUUCUUGCAGAACAUUUCUAUCAUCAAUAUAUCUGUGAACUGGAAAAUAUUCUCAAUGAUAUUUGCCCACAAUUGAAAGAUUUAUAUCGUACAAAGUUAACAUUGGAAAAGUGUACACAUGAAACAUAUGCAUUAAUUCUAAGAGUUUGUCGUCCCGUAAUUAUGGCAACUCUGAGAUAUUCACAUUUAGAUUUGCCCGUUAAACAGGAUGCAAUUAAUGAAUUGAUCUAUAUUGCGCCGACUGUAGCAUUUAAUAUAGCGAAUAUUCCAGAUCAAGAUGGUGAUGUCGGAAUACUUGGUAAGGAAAUACCCAAAUCAGCGGAAUUAUUGGCUAAUAGAAGUGAGAUGACAACGUCGCUUAUUAAAACACUUUUCAAAUAA